AAUUCCUGUACAGAUUAUUACCAACAAAUACGGAAGCAGGUUUACUAAUUAUGCCCCUCUGAAAUUUUCUCUUAUACAUUUAUUAUUAGUUUAAAAACUAAUAAUAAAUGUAUAACGAAAAAAAUAUACUCAGAUCAGAAUUCCCUUUACAUAAAUCUGGUGGAGUAGUUAGAUGGAUGACAGCAUCAAAUGAGUACAAGAAUGUUAUAUUCUAAUAGGAAUUCAUUAUAAGUAAACCUUUAACCCUCCUUGUUAAACAAUUGACCGACAAGUAGUAUGCCAUUAUCUACCCAUUCCCUUAAAAACAAUGACUCGCGUUUAAAACAUAUAUCUUGAUUAUUCCAAAUGUAGUAUUUGUGAGGGGAACGAUUAUUAUGUUUAAAUACCAAGAGACCAGCAUCAGAGUAACUGUUUACGAAAAUUGGAGCGUUUUUACAAGAAAACGAGUGCGCGAGCUAUUCACCUUGCGUGGCGGUCCGGUAACGUCACAGCGCGUCACUUCCUGCCGUCAGACAGCCAGUUCAGGCCAGUUCACUACGUGUUGUAGUACUCAGUCUGUCCCGCUGAGCUGUCAACACACAGCAGCCCUUACUCUGCGUGUCCGUUGCGACAACAUUUUUCUAUUCAACUUAGUCCAUUUUCUUCUUCAACGACGUUUUCCUUCAGAUAACAGCUGCUUUCAUCUCACCAUGACUCGGAGGUGAUCUUCAGAGUGUCCGGGUGGUUCUGGGGUUCCAGGUUGGUGUGGUGAGAGAGCAAGCUAACUACGGGGUGGAGCACUGCCUGGGGCAUUGUGUCCCUGGCUCUCAAGUGACUAAGGAAGGGGCUCGGCAAACUGUUCUGCAGCAUGGAGAAAGAAGACCUGAAGGUCCUCAACAAGGGGGAGGAGGAAGAGAUGGAGCUGCAGGGCUACCGUCUGUGCCGUUGGCGGUUGGCCCUCGUGGGCCUCGGGGUGCUGUGUACAGGGGGCUUCCUCCUCCUGCUGCUCUACUGGAUGCCAGAGUGGUGCGUCAAAUCCACCUGCACCCGUACCACAGCCCGUGAUGCCGAAGUGGUGUUGCUGCGCUCCACGGAUGAGUUCCGGCGCUGGUUCCUGGCUAAGGUUCGAGUGAUGCUGGCCCCGGGGAGCAACCCCUUCCACAGCCUGGAGACCCAGACCACCUCCCCCUCCUCCCCUUCCUCUCCCUCCUGCCCCUUCUCCCCUGACUCCCCCUCUCUGGCCAAUGGACACACCCCCCACCCUUCUGACGGCAGCCCCGCUCAGGAGCUCAUCAGAAGAUUUGCCGACUACCAGCCCACACAGAUUCGCUAUUUUACCUUCCAUAGCACAAAGUAUUAUUGGAACAACGAGGUGCAGAACUUUGAGGUUUUAAACGGCCUGGAGGAUCUGCAGGUCAGCUGCUCCACCCUCCAUGCGGAGCACAGUGCAGGCCUGACCAGGAACCAGCAGGAGUACAGGAAACUGUUCUUCGGAGUGAAUGAAAUUGCAGUGAAAGUGCCUUCUGUUUUCAAGCUGCUUAUCAAAGAGGUUCUCAAUCCUUUCUACAUCUUCCAGCUCUUCAGUGUGAUCCUGUGGAGUGCCGAUGAGUAUUACUACUAUGCUGUGGCCAUUGUUUUCAUGUCGGUCAUAUCCAUAGCUACCUCUCUGUACACCAUUAAAAAGCAAUACGUCAUGCUUCAUGAUAUGGUGGCAGCUCACAGUAUUGUCCGUGUGUCUGUAUGCCGAGCCAACAACGAUAUCGAAGAGAUUUUGUCUACUGACCUGGUGCCCGGUGAUGUGAUGGUCAUCCCCAGCAAUGGGACCAUAAUGCCAUGUGACGCCGUGCUGGUCAGCGGCACCUGCAUCGUCAAUGAAAGCAUGCUCACAGGUGAGAGCGUUCCUGUGACAAAGAUCAAUCUCCCGAACCCGAUGCCAGGGGAGAGGGGGGAGGAGGCUGACAGUGCCUACAACACAGAGGAGCAUAAGAGACACACACUCUUCUGUGGCACCCAUGUCAUCCAGACCCGCUUCUACACAGGCGAACUGGUCAAGGCUGUCGUGGUCCGCACAGGUUUCAGCACAGCCAAAGGCCAGCUGGUGCGCUCCAUACUUUACCCCAAACCCACCGACUUCAAGCUGUACCGUGAUGCCUACCUCUUCCUGUUGUGUCUGGUGGCUGUGGCUGGAAUUGGCUUCAUAUACUCCAUUGUCCUCAGCAUCAUGCACAAGGUUCCAGCUAAAACCAUCAUCAUUGAGUCCCUGGACAUCAUCACCAUCACUGUGCCACCUGCGCUGCCAGCCGCCAUGACGGCUGGUAUUGUGUACGCCCAGAGACGCCUCAAACACAUUGGCAUUUUCUGCAUCAGCCCACAGAGGAUUAAUAUCUGCGGGCAGAUCAAUCUGGUCUGCUUUGACAAGACUGGAACUCUAACAGAAGAUGGAUUAGAUUUAUGGGGAGUCCAAAGAGUUGAGAAUGGCAGUUUCCACCUGUCAGAGGAAAACGCCUACAAAGAGAAUCUGGUCAAGACCCAGUUUGUGGCUUGCAUGGCCACCUGCCACUCUCUCACCAAAAUAGAGGGCCAGCUGUCUGGAGACCCGCUGGACCUCAAAAUGUUUGAGGCUACAGGCUGGAUCCUGGAGGAAGCCACUGAGGAGGAAACAUCUCUCCACAACCGUAUCAUGCCUACUGUGGUUCGACCUCCCAAACAGCUGUUGCCCCCAGAGCCUGCAGUAUCCCCAGAACAGGACAUGGAACUUUAUGAGCUUUCGUCAGCAUAUGAGAUAGGUAUCGUGCGCCAGUUCCCUUUUUCCUCAGCACUCCAGAGGAUGAGUGUGGUGGCCCGUCUGCUGGGGGAGAAACGUAUGGAUGCCUACAUGAAGGGGGCACCAGAGGUGGUGGCUAGUCUCUGCAAGAAAGAGACAGUGCCAGAAAAUUUUGCAGAGGUUUUGGAGGGCUAUACCAAGCAGGGUUUCAGGGUCAUAGCUCUGGCUCACCGUCGUCUUGAAUCGAAAGUCUCCUGGCACAAAGCCCAGAACAUCAGCAGGGAUCACAUAGAGAAAAACAUGGAGUUCCUGGGUCUGAUCAUCAUGCAGAACAAGCUGAAAGCAGAAACCCCAGGAGUACUGCAAGAUCUCUACCGAGCCAACAUCCGCACUGUCAUGGUUACUGGUGACAACAUGCUGACGGCCAUCUCGGUGGCUAGGGACUGUGGGAUGAUCCCUCCAAAGGACACAGUUAUAAUUGCAGAUGCCCUCCCUCCCCAUGACGGACAGGCCGCCAAAAUCACCUGGAGAUACGCCGACAAACCGAGCAAGACACCUCGCCUGGAGGAAGUAAACAUCAGCCUGGAGGAUGUGUGUCACGUAGAUGAGCCCAAAACGCAAGAGCUGUACCACUUUGCCAUGAACGGAAAAUCAUUUGCGGUCAUUGCAGAGCAUUUCCCCGACAUGCUUCAAAAGCUGGUGCUGCAUGGGACAGUGUUCGCCAGAAUGGCCCCAGAUCAGAAAACCCAGCUCAUCGAGGCGCUUCAGGGUGUAGAUUACUUUGUGGGUAUGUGCGGAGAUGGAGCGAACGACUGCGGGGCUUUAAAGAGGGCUCAUGGUGGCAUCUCUUUGUCAGAGCUCGAGGCCUCUGUAGCCUCUCCCUUCACCUCCAGGACGCCUAACAUCUCCUGUGUCCCCAGCCUCAUCAGGGAGGGCCGUGCUGCUCUCAUCACCUCCUUCUGUGUGUUCAAGUUCAUGGCCCUUUACAGCAUCAUCCAGUACAUCAGCGUCACUCUCCUCUACUCUAUUCUUAGUAACCUUGGAGACUUUCAGUUCCUCUUCAUUGACAUUGCCAUCAUCCUCCUCAUUGUCUUUACCAUGAGUCUGAACCCAGCGUGGAAAGAGUUGGUGUCACGUCGUCCCCCGUCAGGUCUGAUCUCAGGGCCUCUGCUGUUCUCUGUGCUGACCCAGAUCCUCAUCUGCUUGGGCUUCCAGACCAUUACAUUCCUUUGGGUCCGACAGCAGCCCUGGUACACGGUCUGGAACCCGCAUUCCGAUGUCUGCAACCUGUCAUCACACAUUAACAUGUCUGACCUCAACGACACAGAAGUGGACGACCACAACAUCCAAAACUACGAGAACACCAGCCUCUUCUAUGUGUCCUGCUUCCAGUAUCUCAUUGUUGCCAUCGUCUUCUCAAAGGGCAAACCUUUCAGGCAGCCUAGCUACAAGAAUUGGCCUUUUGUGCUGUGUGCAUUGAGUUUGUACUUUUUCCUGCUGUUCAUCAUGUUCCACCCUAUCGAAAGCAUUGACGAGUUUCUAGAGAUUGUUUGUGUUCCAUUUGAAUGGAGGAUAAAACUCUCCUUGAUCAUCUUAGUCAAUGCAGCUGUGUCUGUUUUGGUAGAGACCUUCAUCAUUGACAUCGUCUUAUGGAAGCUUGUGUUCAGCCGAGACAAACAGGGCAGCUUUGGCGACACUCCUGCCGCCCCGACACCACAGGGGGGCAUUGACCUGCGGGCGUACAAGUGUCUGUCCUGGGUGUGCUGCCCUCGCAAGAUGACACCCAAGGCUCGCUACAUGCAUCUGGCCCAGGAACUCAGUGUGGACCCCGACUGGCCACCAAAACCAACCACCACUACUGAAGCCAAGCCCAGCCCAGAAAACGGCUCCACCUAUCAAAUCAUGAUCAACUCCUAGCAUCCCCAACACCUCUCCCUGUAUCUAAUACCCCUUUUAUACGGGAGACAUGCAUAUGACGCAUGUUUAGUGAACGCACAUUCAACCUAUUCAUAUGAAACAGUCACAGGAUAUUUGCUUGUUACUGUUUAAAAACUUGCGUCUAAUACUGCAGUUCCAGAGAUAUAACUGCAAAACCCAUAGACUUACACAUAAUUACCAAAUAAAGUUAAGUUUCCGUUAUCUCUGUACUCUUGCUCUCUCUGGCUCGUCCACUCACGCGCUCUCAGGUCUCUUAAAUUAAAGUAAAUUCCCAUCCCUUACAACAACGCCUGUCCAUCUAAGCCGAACAGCAUCCAACACACAUGGAGGGAGCGUUGAGAAGCCAGGUCAGAUUAGUGUGUCAACCAAGGGUUUAAUAUCCACUUCACUUUGUCUGUCAGGAAGGGGUAUAAAGGAGACUCCGCUCCAUUUCAGAGCUAACCUCUGACAUACAUGUGCUGUCAGGAAUGUCAUGGGAAGUGUAGGCGUUGUGCUUGAAAAUAAUCGUUAAAAAAUUGUUAUUGUUAAAAAAUUGUUAAAAAUACUGAGAGUAAGAGGGUUGUUUGAUAAACAAAGACUCUGGAGUUUGAGGAAAAUUACUGUAAAAAGAGGUUCCACUUUAAAACUGAUCGUUUCGAACAGUUGCUGUUAACACUGGAAGGGUGUGAAGGUGGUCAUCUUCUGAUCGUACAGUUUUUAAAAGCAGCAGCAAAAACGUCUCCUCGAUCUUCAUAUAUCUGUGUAGCCACCACCUCACAUCAUGAAGGCGUUCAUUCUGUGCGUAACUUGUGUUGUGGGCAGUUUAGGCUCUGAUUGCUACUAUGUAGUGGUCUUAUACAGUUAAUAUACUGUACAUACACGUCAUUUUAAUGAGCUUGCAUAACCACCUGGCAAGCACUCAUUAGAAAGCAUAAAAUUAUAACCAAAAAGAAACUUACCAUAGACCCCCAGUUAUGAAUAAAAUGGCUAAUUUGAGACCUGUAUUCAAAUAGUCUUUCAAGCACACUGUAAGUUGUAUGGCUGCCAUCAACAGGCCCAAGUUCAUAUUGACACUUGCAAGUAAACAAAAAUACGCAUAUCCCUUCGACUGUCACUGAUGAUACAGGUCUGGAAAAAAAGUAUAAAGAAUUAUUUAAAUAAAAAAUGGGGCAUGUCUAGAUUUUGUAAGGUUUGGAAACUGUACAAUAAUUCUAAAAAUCUAUAUUUUUAGUAAGAGCUGACAGGAUAGUUUUACUUGCUUUCAUUGAACGUAUUUAUUGUUUUGAAGAGUCACCAGCCAUAAGGUGAUAUGACCUUUAAUAAAAUCAUACUGUUGUUUUCGGCCACUUUUAAUUUAAUUUAAGGUAGUUGUAGACAGUGACUUGUUGAUAUUAGAAGUAGGCAUGGUAGGUUUAGGGAAGUUUUUUUUAUUGCAAGACUUUCUCACAAAAUACACUAAAUAUACAGAUUGAUGAUUAAAACUACAAAAUGAUUAACCUCAGAAACUAAUCUGAGGUAAAUUUUUCUCAUAUUUUGGCCAAAACUUUUAUAAACAUUCAAGAAAUGAUGGCCUGUAAAAAGUAAAGAUUCAGUGAGAGAGACUGAUUCACAAACAGAUGUACUCUUCCUCUCUCAACCACAGGCUGGGACCUGUGGCAGGCUCUCCAUUGUAUCUGUCAUCUUGUCAAAGAUAUUAUUAUGUAGAAAAUAUAUCAAAUUAUGGAUCAGGGAAUGGCAAAUACCAUUGGUCUGUUGCUCCAGACUGAAACACGUCAACAAUUAUUAGAUGUAUUGCCAUGAAAUUUGGCACAGACAUCCAUGGUCUACAGAGGAUGAAUUCUCAUGAUUUUUUUUAUUGCCUGGUUUUUCAUGUCACGCCACUAACCGGUCAACAACACUUCAGCUCCUAACAGGAUACCUCUAAAAGAUUGCAUGCACGUUAUAACCUAAGUCUAGCAGGGGACAACAUGGCCUUUCCUCAGGCACUCCCCUCAAGCCAAACUUUUUUGCCCAACUAGUGGUAAAUAGUAGGAAUAGCAAACUUUCACACUAGAAAAUUUGGUUUUCCGGUGUGAGAUGAACAUUACAAUCUAAUGAGCCACUAGCAUGGCUAGAAAAGUUUAAUCUUGUUUUUGCAUCAAUGAGCCAAUGUCCUGUCAGCAUCUUAUGACAUCAGACAGGACACUGAAAGCAUGCAAAGACGUGCAUGACGCCAGCUCCCUAUGGUCAUGUUUUGAAGACGUGAUGGUUGCAAAACUAGAAAUAUUACUGCAAAUACACAGCAUUACUGUAGAGUAAGGAAUAUUUUACAUGAACAUCGCUGUAUCAAAAAAUCUGCACAAGAAACUGCAUGCAUCUGGCUGGUUCUCAUGUGCAGUUAUCCAAAUGCAUGAGGACGUAUGGAUCAUACAUCUACAAACUCAUGUCUGAUGGGCUCCUGAGAGCCAUACUACAACUUUUUUUUUUUUUUUUUUAAACAAUGUCCGUGACCGUCUCAGUAAAACAUUUCUUCCUAUGGAAGACUCAUUAAAAGUGGGAUGGUAAACCAAGGCAAGGCAUUGUGCAUCUCAUCAGCUUGCUGCUUUUGGCACAUUCAGAACAUCCUCACAACAGCACACCCUGCACAAGAUGGAUGCUGAUUAACAUUAACAGUAGUGUUCAUGUAUUGCACACAGGCUACCUGCAUACAGUUAAGGGCUACAUUUUAUGUUCACUGCUCUCCCUUUGAUGUUUAAAGUGAUACUCCCCCAAAUAUGUUCAUUAAACAUCUAAUACUCACUCUCAUCUGUUAGAUUUUAAAGGUGACUGUAGACGUUUGUAGUUUCUUCCUUAAUAAAAAUAAGAAUGUGUAAUUCAGUCGGUUAAAAUAGGUUCCAAAAAAGCCAAAAAAAAUGGUACAAUUGGAAAUCAUUGUAACUGACCGAAUACAAGUUGACCACCAAAGCCACCAGAGAUGGUGUUUGAUAAUCAAAAGACAGAUUUUGGGUCAAGCAUCACUUUAAAACAAACACACCGGCACGUAUGUAGCUGCCUCCCAAUGUCAAUAUAACUGUAUUCUCUACAAAGCAGCCUGCCUUUCACUCAUUUUAUGGUUUAAUAUUCUUAAUUUUAAAAAAAUAUGUCCAAAUAUAUUCUCUGAGUGCUUAUCAGUGGUUAUGCGACACCAUGUGAAAAGAAUAUCAAUGUAAUGUUACUAAAAUUAAGCAAAUUAUUUCUCAAACAUCUGGUAACAGCGCUGUGUAUCAUUUGCCACUUUAUCAUGUAUUUGAUUAUGAAUUAUUUUAUUCAUAUAAAAACAAUAUCACAACAGAUUUCCAUAAUAUCAGCAACAUAAGAGUCCAAAGUUGCUCAGUUCUUAAAAGCCAUUGUCUAUUGAGAUACUUGUAGUAAUAUUACAGAUGCAUAUGAAACUUGUGAUCCAUACUGUUUUCAAAGCUCAAAUGUGAUAUGUGAUAAUAGUUUUCAUGCAUACAUGUAUUUGAUUUGCAAAGUUAUAAUAUUUUGUAACAGCAUUUUAUGGGUUAAUGGUCAGACUAUGAGAAGGAUGGAUACUAGAUGAAACUGAUGAGAAAUGCAUAACAUGAUUCAAAUAGACAUACUUGUGCCAAUUUGCAGAAAGAUUAUGAUAUUUUGUCAUGAAUUUGUCAAAAAUAUGUUAAUUUUGUUGAAGUUAAACAAUAUGGCUGAACAUGGGCCAGAUCAGUUUCUAUGCUUCUGAAUAUUCAGCGGUAUUUUUUUUUUUUUCUUUUUACCUUUCAGGGUUUCAUUUUUUUCUUCUCUAGAUACCUACUGAGGCUAAAAUUGAAUGUUAUGAAAAGAACAAAAACAGUAGUUUUGUUUUUUUUGAAUGCAAUGCAAUACUAUGGUUAUUGAUUAUAUUUCCAAAGACUUAAAAACAUUUGAUCACAUCUGUAUUGGUUAUUUGAAAAAAAGAAAAGAAAAAAAAACAGUUUAAUUUUAGCCUGUGUUCAGUUCUGUCAACUCUGAUUUGACUGAGCAGAAGUGGACUUUAAAUGGAGAUAAUAAUAUUAGAGGUUGGAUUCUAUCUGUAUAUAUGAGAUGUACAUUUUUAGUGUGUGCAUAAAAGUCAAAAGAUUUAGUUAUAAAAAUGUAUGGUUUUUGGAUUAUCAAAGGGCUGGUGUGUCUUUUUCUACUAUUUUGGUACUGUGUUACAAUCAGUUGUCUUUCUACUUUUAAUUUAUACUUUCUAUUGGAUUUGUUUGUACCUUCACUUUUGUUAUGAAGUUGCAUUAGCUUGGAUUUUCUUUAUUUGGGCAUGAAUCCUGGGCAUUUAUUUCACAAUUUUAAUCAGUUAUUGUGAAGUAUGAAUAGGGCACUUGGAUCAAUAUUCAUUCUGUCUUGGGUAAACAUACUACAGCAAAUGUCUACUUUUAGAGUUAAAAGACACCCUGACUGGAGAGACUUCAAGUCACCAAAGUAGGCGUUAUUCUCAGCUUUUCUUCUCUUGAGUCUCAGCAUUUUGUAUUAAACCAAGGAUCUGAUCUUGACGAAAGAAGGGAAUUAAAUUGAUGUAGUAUAUUCGGCUCCUUCGCUUAGCGAAUUCAGAAUUUGAGCAACAUCUGACAAUCUUGUUACUUUUUUGUCUGCUCAUCCAGUGAACCUUUUUUUUUUUUUGUCUAGAAAUUUUAAAAUAUCUUUUGCAUCCAUGUAAAAUUAAAAUGUAAUUGGCAAAAAGAAUGUGCGUUGCUGUUCAGCCGUCUAUUGUAGAGGUGAUUAUAUUGCUGCUAGGGGCAAAAUGAUUCAGUCACAGCUGUGUCAUAACUGUGCACCUUGAUACAGAAAAGUAAUCAAUUUAAUGACUUGCAAAGUGUAAAUACUACUAUUGCUUUUCUUCUACGCUACAGUUUUGCCUUUUAUUGUGACACAGCUAUGUCAAAGCAAUGGAUUUUAUGCUGAAACCUCUAUGCUCUUAUACAGGUACAACAUAUACUGACUGUUGACAGUUAGCAUUGGCCUCUUAUUCACUUCAUGUAUUUUAAACAAACCAUUGAAUGGCAUUUAGAGCGAGUCAGCCACUGAGUACAUGAAGCCUCAUGUGGAUGUUGUUUCCUCAGGGAAAUGUGUGUAUUUGUAAUGAAUAGAGAAAAUAAUAAAAGUUCAUACCCAAAAUAAGGAAAAUA
Thunnus maccoyii (southern bluefin tuna) is the source of this 9801-nucleotide messenger RNA. RefSeq names its product ATPase 13A3 (gene atp13a3). The transcript has 34 exons. Gene Ontology annotation, cellular component: late endosome membrane. Gene Ontology annotation, molecular function: P-type ion transporter activity; ATP hydrolysis activity; polyamine transmembrane transporter activity. Gene Ontology annotation, biological process: polyamine transmembrane transport; intracellular calcium ion homeostasis. The record is from RefSeq and is a predicted model, not a curated record. NCBI's taxonomy places the organism in Eukaryota, Metazoa, Chordata, Actinopteri, Scombriformes, Scombridae. Bases 848 to 4660 code for a protein of 1270 amino acids.